CGCACAGCAUCGAUAUCGAAACCGGGAUGGCAUGGAUGGAGGGGGCAAAUACAGCUGUGUGUGCUGCAACAUCUUGCAGUGGGCAAACAUUGAAACAGGUGCUAUGGCUUCGAGUUCCAAGUUCCAGCGGAUCUAGACAGUAUAAAAAACCGGAGGUGACACCUAGAAAGCAUCACAACCACUUCCGGCCUUCCACAAGCAACAGUUCGUCUGCAAGCCACAAUAUGUCAGCUAAAUAUACCCUGAUCUUUGCCCUGGCGGCCCUCUGCUGCCUGGUGGUCUCCAGCGAGGCGGCGGCCCAGCGCAGCCGAGUCCUCAGCUCUCGCCGUGGCUCCGAGCUGGUCGAGAAGACCUCGGACAACCAGGAGGAGCUCGAGCUGGCCGCCCAGGAGCAAGAGCUGCAGCGCCAGGAGCAGGAGGAGCAGAAUGACAAGCUGGAGGGACGCAGUGAUGACGUUGCCGCGGGCACCGAUAACAAACAGGACAAGGAGACCGCCACCAACAAGAAGGACACCAUCGUGAAGCCCAACAAGGAUGAUGCCCGUGCCCGCCGCAUCGUUCGUGCCGGUCGUCGUCGUGGUGGACGCCGAGGUGGUCGUCGUGGUGGCCGCCGAUCCGGGCGCCGUGGAGGACGACGAGGUGGACGCAGGCGCGGUGGACGACGUGGUCGUGCCGGUGCUCGCCGUCGGACCUCCAUCAAGAGGCGUUCCGGCAAGGGCAGCAAGGCCUAAGAAAUUCCCCUAACAGAUAUAAGACUAACCCGCCUGCUACACCGAUUCGAUACACACAUAAAUAAAU
Molecule: messenger RNA, 798 nt
Organism: Drosophila yakuba
Lineage: Eukaryota; Metazoa; Arthropoda; Insecta; Diptera; Drosophilidae
Product: protein nemuri
Exons: 1
Coding region: 27-731 (234 amino acids)
Source: RefSeq, a predicted model, not a curated record